Messenger RNA from Trifolium pratense (red clover), 1571 nucleotides. Its product is annotated as probable aspartic proteinase GIP2. The record is from RefSeq and is a predicted model, not a curated record. NCBI's taxonomy places the organism in Eukaryota, Viridiplantae, Streptophyta, Magnoliopsida, Fabales, Fabaceae. Gene Ontology annotation, biological process: proteolysis. Bases 36 to 1361 code for a protein of 441 amino acids. The transcript is spliced from 2 exons. Gene Ontology annotation, molecular function: aspartic-type endopeptidase activity.
UAUCUAGCUAUAGCUUCCAUACAAUAUCUCUAGCCAUGACUAAUUCCAAUUUCAAACACUUCAUUAUCCUUCUCCUAUUAUUCUUCAUUUCACCCACUUUCUCUCAACAAUCAUUCAGACCAAAAGCCUUAGUUCUCCCAGUCACAAAAGAUAGUGCAACAACACUCCAAUACAUAGCUCACAUCAACCAAAGAACCCCACUAGUCCCACUAAACCUCAUUGUCGAUCUCGGCGGCCAAUUCCUUUGGGCCGAUUGCGAGAACCAAUAUGUUUCCUCUACAUACCGCCUUGCACGGUGUCACUCCGCCCAAUGCUCCCUCGCCAAAGCCGACGGCUGUGGCAAUUGUUUCUCAUCACCCAAACCCGGCUGCAACAACAACACAUGCGGUCUCGCUCCCGAUAACACUAUCACCCACACCGCCACAGGUGGUGAACUAGCAGAAGAUGUUUUAUCAAUCCAAUCGACAAACAGCUUCAAUCCAGGACAAAAUGUCGUUGUUUCACGCUUCUUAUUCUCGUGUGCACCAACUUCCUUAUUACAAGGACUCGCAAGUGGUGCCUCGGGCAUGGCCGGUCUUGGAAGAACCAAAAUCGCUCUUCCAUCUCAAUUAGCUUCUGCUUUUAGUUUCGAUAAAAAAUUUGCAUUUUGUUUUUCCUCUUCAGAUGGCGUCAUUAUCUUCGGUGAUGGUCCGUACGGUUUUCUCCCUAAUACCGCUACUCUCCCUAAUGUCGUAUAUGAUGCAAAGUCACUCACAUACACACCACUUUUAAUCAAUCCUAUUAGCACAGCUUCUGCCUUCUCGCAAGGAGAGCCUUCAGCUGAGUAUUUCAUCGGGGUGAAAACAAUAAAAAUAGAUAAAAAAGUGGUUUCACUUAACACGAGUUUGUUAUCCAUAGACAAUAACGGUAUUGGUGGAACAAAAAUUAGUACGGUUGAUCCUUACACGGUUCUUGAAGCUUCUAUUUAUAAAGCGGUUACAGACGCUUUUGUUAAAGCAUCUAUUGCUAGAAACAUAACAAGGGUGGACUCAUUUUCGCCUUUUGAAUUUUGUUAUAGUUUUGACAAUUUGCCCGGGACAACAUUGGGUGCGUCCGUGCCUACUAUUGAACUUGUUUUGCAGAAUAAUGUGAUUUGGAGUAUGUUUGGUGCAAAUUCGAUGGUGAAUAUAAAUGAUGAGGUUUUGUGUCUUGGAUUCGUGAACGGUGGUGAGAAUCCGAGGACAUCAAUUGUGAUCGGAGGAAAUCAGUUGGAAAAUAAUCUUCUUCAAUUUGAUUUGGCUGCAUCUAGAUUGGGUUUUAGCUCCACACUCUUUGCACGCCACACUGAUUGUUUUAGAUUCAACUUCACCUCCACUGCCUAGAUGCAUAUUGUCAACUUGGACAUGCUUUUGAAAUAACUAGUGUUACCUUCAUUCAUAAUAAGUGAAUUUAAAAUUUGUAUCUGCUUUGAGAAGGAUUAUAGUUUAUUUGAUGUAAACUAAAGUAUCUCAUUUCCCCUUUGGGUACACUUGUUUGUUUAUUUAUCUAAGAUUGAAUAAUUUUUCCAAUACAAACAAAUAUUUGAUAUUUCA